Messenger RNA from Dreissena polymorpha, 876 nucleotides. Its product is annotated as cell surface glycoprotein 1-like. The record is from RefSeq and is a predicted model, not a curated record. The coding region runs from base 66 to 788 and encodes 240 amino acids. The transcript is spliced from 8 exons. NCBI's taxonomy places the organism in Eukaryota, Metazoa, Mollusca, Bivalvia, Myida, Dreissenidae.
AGGAGCUUCUUUAUGACUAUAGUGUGUCUGAUCUACCAUGGAAGGAAAAGAAAGCCAAUGAGUCCAUGUCAACUGCUGACAGUGAAGAGCCAGGCAGUCUGACCCAUGAUAGGAGGGAGCCAAGUGAAGAGCCAGCCAGUCUGACCCAUGAUAGGAGGGAGCCAAGUGAAGAGCCAGCCAGUCUGACCCAUGAGUCCAUGUCAACUGCUGACAGUGAAGAGCCAGGCAGUCUGACCCAUGAUAGGAGGGAGCCAAGUGAAGAGCCAGCCAGUCUGACCCAUGAUAGAAGGGAGCCAAGUGAAGAGCCAGCCAGUCUGACCCAUGAGUCCAUGUCAACUGCUGACAGUGAAGAGCCAGGCAGUGUGACCCAUGAUAGGAGGGAGCCAAGUGAAGAGCCAGCCAGUCUGAGCCAUGAUAGAAGGGAGCCAAAUCCUCAAGAGUCCAUGUCAACUGCUGACAGUGAAGAGCCAGGCAGUCUGACCCAUGAUAGGAGGGAGCCAAGUGAAGAGCCAGCCAGUCUGAGCCAUGAUAGGAGGAAGCCAAGUGAAGAGCCAGCCAGUCUGACCCAUGAGUCCAUGUCAACUGCUGACAGUGAAGAGCCAGGCAGUCUGACCCAUGAUAGGAGGGAGCCAAGUGAAGAGCCAGCCAGUCUGACCCAUGAUAGGAGGGAGCCAAGUGAAGAGCCAGCCAGUCUGACCCAUGAGUCCAUGUCAACUGCUGCCAGUGAAGGGCCAGCCAGUCUGACCCAUGAUGAAAUGAGGCAGCCAAAUCCUCAAGGUAUGAACUAAAUUUGAAGACGGGUUUCUCUGCAUUUUCUAUCAUUAUGUGACAGAGUCUUAUGUCAUGACUGUAUUAAAGUAAAUGAGUAGUCCAAGU